AUGAAUGAACAAGAUAAACAAGAUCCUAAAUUUGACCCUGAAAAUUUAAUGAUUAACAUCGGGGGAAGAAGUGUUCCAUUUAAAUCAAUCAAUAAACCUCACACUGUGGUGACUCGUCACAUUCCUAGAGAAGGAGUGAUGAACGCUGGUGAUCAUCAUGAAAUUUCAAAGAAAGAUGUUCCUGAACCUGAAGAUCAAGCUACUUUGAAAGCUAAGACUGAGGAAUUGAAUAAGUAA
Messenger RNA from Yamadazyma jaroonii, 237 nucleotides. NCBI's taxonomy places the organism in Eukaryota, Fungi, Ascomycota, Pichiomycetes, Serinales, Debaryomycetaceae. The record is from the annotation of a GenBank genome assembly.